Dendrobium catenatum is the source of this 2090-nucleotide messenger RNA. RefSeq lists its product as uncharacterized. The transcript is spliced from 10 exons. Lineage: Eukaryota; Viridiplantae; Streptophyta; Magnoliopsida; Asparagales; Orchidaceae. The coding region runs from base 106 to 1863 and encodes 585 amino acids. Gene Ontology annotation, biological process: vegetative to reproductive phase transition of meristem. The record is from RefSeq and is a predicted model, not a curated record.
CUUCCCCACAUGACCCAUUCGAUUUCUCUAAUCCGCCGCUGUGUCCUCCUCUUUCUCCUACCUUCUUCUCCUUAAAGAAAGCACGCGGUAGUGUUUGCUUUGGGCAUGAAGGCUCCCAUUGGCUUCUUAGCCAGGCUAUGGAGCUUUAUAUCAUUCCUUCCUUUCUUCUUCCUUCUUCUGCUCCUUGGAAUCAUCAAAGCUGCAAUAAUUGGUCCAGUUGUGGCAAUUCUGGUUAUUGUUGGAAACUCUGCUGUCAUUAUUGGUUUAUGGCCUGUACAUUUCUUCUGGACUAGUUACUGUGUGGCAAAGACCAAGAGACUUGGGCUGGUUUUGAAGCUAUUGUUUCUGCUUUGCUUGCCUGUGCCUCUGUUGCUGUGGCCAGUGAUUGGGAUUUUUGGAUGCAUAUUGAUUGGGGUUGGUUAUGGGUAUUUUGCUCCAUUGAUUGACACUUUUGAGGCUGUUGGAGAGGAUGUUAUUGACAAACUGUAUCAUUGCUUUAUGGAUGGAUGCGAGAGCACCAUCAAGGGAGCUUGUACAUUGGUGCGAGACUUCACAGAUAUUUGUUUCCAUUCUUACUUCUCACUAAUGGAUGGACUCAGUGAGAAAGUAGCUGAUUAUGAGAUACCACUUGAUAUUAAGAUAACAAGACUGCCUUCUUGUCUUCUGGUUUCGGUUCUUGGAGUGCCCAUUGAUGUACUUGCAAUUACCAUUGUGGCAUUGGCGAAGAGUCCAUAUAUGCUAUUAAGAGGAUGGCAUAGAUUGUUGUAUGACUUGAUAGGGAGGGAAGGGCCAUUCCUGGAGACUGUUUGCGUUCCCUUUGCUGGUCUUGCAAUCCUUUUAUGGCCACUAGCUGUUACUGGCGCAGUGAUUGCUGCAGUCAUUUGUAGCUUCUUUCUGGGGCUAUAUGGUAUAGUCAUUGUUUACGAGGAAAAUUCUGUGAAGAUGGGAUUUGCUUAUAUUGUUUCUGUGAUAUCUUUAUUUGAUGAGUAUACAAAUGACCUGCUUUAUCUGAGGGAAGGAUCCUGUCUCCCAAGGCCCAAAUAUCGAAAACAUCUUGUUACACAUGAUCAGAAAAGUUUGAGUCAAGAAAAAGAGAUUGAGAGUACGAUCUCAAGCCCCAAAACUACGAAGUUGGAAUUCAAUCAAUCUAGGACAUUGAGGAAGGCUAUCCAGCAACUAAAACCAAUACAGAUCUGGGAUUGGCUCUUCAGAUCUUGCAAGCUUAAUGGAAGGAUUUUACUAAGUGAGGGUCUCAUCAGCAUUGUGGACAUAGAAGAAUCUGUUGUUAAAGGAAAUUCUAGGAAACUGAGCAUAAGACUACCAGCUUGGUGUAUUUUACAGUGCUUGGUUAUGUCUGCUAGGAUUGAUGCAAAUGGUUUGCUUAUAUCUGACGGGGUAGAACUGACAAACUUUAGCUGGCCGAAGGACAAAGUAUUGGAAUGGCUGUUUGGGCCUCUUCUUAUUAUGAAAGAACAAAUCAAGGGAUUGCACUUGGAGGAAAAUGAAGAGUCCUGCUUGAGAAAUUUGAUCAUGACCAAUAAGAAUGAGAGACCAGAAGAUUGGGAAAACAAAUUUCCGUCAGAUGACAUGGUGCGGCGAGCUCAAGUUCAAGCAAUACUUCGAAGGCUGCAAGGCAUAGUUGCUUCAUUGUCCCGAAUGCCGACUUUUCGACGGAGAUUCAACAAUUUGGUGAAGGAUUUAUAUGUGUACGCCAUAGAAACAGGUAAAUUGAGCUGGAAUGAUAUCGAAUCCAAAACUAGAAGCAAGAUAGGUAGGGAUCUUGAGGAAAGGAAAAAGAACAACAUAAACCUAGAAAGAGCAAGCAAAUCACUUCCACCACCUGAUAAUGCUGAGUUUGUCUAACCAGUUUUAUUAUUGCUGGCAUCUAUCUCUUGUGUAGCAACUCGCUGUGCUCUUUGUUUUUAUUUUCUUAUGAUGUCAGGAUUAUGCCACUAUUAAACAGCAGAAGGUAGGUCUUUUAGCAAGAAGAUAAGAGAUGAGAUGGGAGAAAAGUAUAGAAAGCAAAUGCGUGAUAAUUUCUAUCACACUAUCUAUUAUUUAAUUCUUCUUUUACAUGUUUGAGAUGCCUA